AUGGCUAACUCCAAGCAGCUAUUCAUUAGUCUUGCAAUUAUAGCAAUUUUUGUCCCUUCAAUAUCAGCAGUUGAAUAUGUGGUGGGAGAUGAGAAAGGUUGGACUAUCAACUUUGACUACCAGGCUUGGGCUCAAGGAAAGGAAUUCCAUGUUGGUGACAAACUAGUGUUCAAGUAUCGAGAGGGAGAUCACAAUGUGUUCAAAGUUGACGGUGUUGGGUUCAAAGAAUGUGUGCCACCAGCUGAUGAUACAUCGGCCUUAACUAGUGGAAACGAUGUGAUUACAUUGACAACUCCCGGAAGGAAAUGGUAUAUUUGUGGUGUUCCUCAACACUGCCAAGUGGGAAAUCAAAAGCUUCUUAUUACUGUCAUUCCUGAUAUUGAUGACGUGGCAUCUCCUACCCCUUCUUCACCCUCUCCUUCGCAAGAUAUUCAACCAUCUAGUUCAAAUAUUCUUAACUCUUUCUCAACACUUGCCUUCAUCACCACUUUGCUCCUCAUACUUGGCGUUCUAGGAGUUUUCUUUGGUUAA
Cannabis sativa is the source of this 531-nucleotide messenger RNA. RefSeq names its product blue copper protein 1b-like. Bases 1 to 531 code for a protein of 176 amino acids. The record is from RefSeq and is a predicted model, not a curated record. NCBI's taxonomy places the organism in Eukaryota, Viridiplantae, Streptophyta, Magnoliopsida, Rosales, Cannabaceae. Gene Ontology annotation, cellular component: plasma membrane. Gene Ontology annotation, molecular function: electron transfer activity. The transcript has 2 exons.